AUGACUAGACCAUCCAAUGUUGAUGGUGUACGCCGUUUCCUAGGUAUGGUAACAUACUAUUCAAGAUUCAUUCCAGAUGUGUCGACAAUUACUUACCCAUUGAGGAAAUUACUUAUUAAAGACUCAACAUUCAGAUGGACCAAGGCGUGUGAAGAUGCAUUUUUAAAACUCAAAAAUGAAAUCUCAAGUGAUAGAAUAUUAACGCCGUAUAAUCCAGAACUUCCAUUAGUUAUCACAUGUGAUGCUAGUCCUACAGGCGUUGCAGGAAUGCUAUCGCACGUCCUUAAUGGUAUCGAAAAACCCAUUGCAUUUGCAUCUAGAUCGUUAACUUCAGCAGAAAGAAAUUACAGUCAGCUUGACCGUGAAGCCCUUGCAAUUGUAUUUGCAAUCAACCAUUUCUUCAUGUACGUGUUCGGACGCAAAUUUAAGCUAAUAACAGAUAAUCAACCUCUUACCAGGAUAUUUCAUCAAAAUAAUAAAUUACCAGCGAUGACGUCAGCUCGCCUACUUCGAUAUGCAUCAUUCUUAUCAAGAUUUGAUUACGAAGUCGAAUAUAAGAAGGGGCAUGAAAAUGUUAAUGCAGACUGCUUAUCCAGAGCAUCAAUACAUCAAGAGCAAUACUCGACCGAUAUCGCUAUUAAUGAAGAAGUUCAUCAACUUUGUUAUUCAACUAUUUUUGAAAUUUCAACUGAGGAGCUUACUACUGAGAAAAUUGUUCAAGAAACCGAUAAGGAUGAAGUCCUCUCAAAAAUCAAACAGACUAUACUUAACGGUGAAAUUGAUAAUAUCGAAUACACGCUUGACGCUGGAAUAUUAUUUAAAGGCCAACGCGCAGUCAUCCCAAAAAAAUUACAAGCAAAAAUUCUCGAAGAACUACACAAAACACACGUCGGCAUUACAAAAAUGAAACAACUUGCGCGCCGCUACUGUAUCUGGAAAGGAAUAGACCGAGACAUCGAAAACACUGUAAAAUCCUGUCGAAAUUGCGCAGAAGUAAAAGCCAGCCCAGCAAAAGCUCCAGUACACCAUUGGGAAGAGCCAACGUCCAAUUGGGACCGUAUUCACAUAGAUUAUGCAGGACCAUUUGAAAACCACUAUUUCUUAAUUGUAAUAGACGCUCGUUCAAGAUGGGCUGAAAUACGAAUCACCAAAGAUGCACCGACAUCAGAAAAGACUAUAGAAUUAUUAAAAGACAUCUUUUCAAUCCAUGGAUUUCCCAAGGCUAUGGUAUCAGAUAAUGCAACGAUUUUUGUAAGUGAAACAUUUAAACAAUUCUGUCGUAAUAGCGGCAUUUUCCAGAAAUUAAUAGCUCCGGGUCAUCCUGCUACAAAUGGCCUUGCUGAAAGGAACGUCCAAACACUGAAACAACGUUUGAAGUCGAUGCAGGGGGAAUCUCUCACGCUCAGUCAAAAAGUUCGAGAAAUUUUAUUCAAGUAUAGAGCUACACCGCUCGCAUGUGGGAAAUCUCCUGCAGAACUUUAUCUCCAUCGCGCUAUUCGAAUCAAUUUAGAUAUCCUCAAGCCAUUGAAAAAUACUGCUAAUUACCAGGAAAUUCCAGGUACACGCAAUUUAUCGAUCGGAGAGAGGGUACAGGCACGCUAUUAUACAAACCAAAAACCUGUAUGGAAAUUCGGGACAGUCAUCAAGAAGUUUGGUCAACUUCAUUACCACAUCAAGCUCGACAAUGGAUGCGUCUUCAAGAGACAUAUCGAUUAA
Cyphomyrmex costatus is the source of this 1716-nucleotide messenger RNA. RefSeq lists its product as uncharacterized. Gene Ontology annotation, molecular function: nucleic acid binding. The record is from RefSeq and is a predicted model, not a curated record. The transcript has a single exon. The coding region runs from base 1 to 1716 and encodes 571 amino acids. NCBI's taxonomy places the organism in Eukaryota, Metazoa, Arthropoda, Insecta, Hymenoptera, Formicidae. Gene Ontology annotation, biological process: DNA integration.